Messenger RNA from Lathyrus sativus (Indian pea), 1695 nucleotides. The record is from the annotation of a GenBank genome assembly. Lineage: Eukaryota; Viridiplantae; Streptophyta; Magnoliopsida; Fabales; Fabaceae.
AUGAACUGUUCAUCCAUCACAUUGUUCAUCGUCGUCGUCACGUUGUGUUUCCUUUUGGAAUUAGAAGGCAAAUCAAUCGACCCUUACAAGGUUCUUGGGGUUGAUAAAAGUGCAAGUCAACGGGAAAUUCAGAAGGCUUUUCACAAACUCUCUCUUCAAUAUCACCCCGAUAAGAACAAGGCCAAAGGUGCACAAGAGAAGUUUUCUCAGAUAAAUAAUGCGUAUGAGAUUUUAUCGGAUGAAGAGAAGAGAAAGAAUUAUGACUUAUAUGGGGAUGAGAAAGGUAAUCCUGGGUUUCAAACCGGUUAUCCUGGAGGGCAGGGUGGUCCUGGACAAAGUAGCUUUCAUUUUAGACCCGGGGAGCAGUGGGGUAGCGGUGAUCAAGGAGGCGCUAAGUCAUUUUCGUUUUCCUUUGGCGGCGGUGAUUCAAAUUCUUUUGGAUUUGGUUUGGAUGAUCUUUUUGGAAACUUUUUCGGUGGCAAUUCAUUUGGGUCUAAAUCUGGGUCCAGUUUUGGGAACUCAUUUAGGUCUCAAUCUGGUUCCCAGAGUUCCCCCAAAAGUCUUAAAGCCAUAAACUCAAAUGUUUACAAGAAAGAAAUAGUUGAUGAAGGAAUGACUUGGCUUUUGCUAUCUUAUUUACCUUCAUUGAGGGGCAUCCAACAUAUUGAGUCCAUUAUCGGAGAGGUUUCCAGCACAUUGCAAGGAGCUUUGAAGGUUGGAAGCAUUAACUGUGAAAAGGAAGUCUCAUUAUGUAAGGAGAUCGGUGUAUAUUCCCGAAAAGCUCCUAGGCUUUUUGUUUAUUCUUACAAGGAGAAUGAAAAGGGUUCUCUGGUGGAGUAUGGUGGUGACUUGUCUGUUAAGGAUUUGAAGGCUUUCUGUCAACAACACUUGCCAAGAUUUUCAAAACGGAUUGACUUGGAUCAACUCGAUCAAUUUAGCACUACCGGAAAGUUGCCUAGGGUGUUGCUUCUCUCCACCAAAAAGGACACUCCUGUAAUUUGGCGUGUUCUUAGUGGCUUGUAUCGCAAACGCAUUACUUUCAGUGAUGUAGAGGUUCCUGAUGUUUAUGAUUCAAGAGUGAAAAGGCUAGGAGUUGAUGCACUUCCAGCUAUUGUAGGUUGGCUACCAAAUGGAGAAAAGCAUAUUCUGAAAACAGGGGUUUCUGUGAAAAACAUAAAAUCUGGUGUACAAGAUCUUAGUAACAUACUUGAUAGUUUUGAGAAAGCAAGUAAGAAGGAAACAUCAAGUCAGUCCAAGAAAGAACAAGCUGAUUCAGAAGACGGACACAUUCAGUUGAUUUCUCGGUCAAACUUCGAGGAUCUCUGUGGGGAGAAAACUCCAGUUUGCAUAAUCGGUGCCUUCAGAUCUUCAAAAGCAAGGGAGAAGCUAGAAUCACUUCUCUCGUUGGUCUCACAGAUGUCCUUGUCAAGAAAACCAAAUCCAGGCGGAAGCUCUAGGGACUCCAUUUCGUAUGCUCUCUUAGAUUCUGCUAAGCAACAAACCUUUCUUAAUGCAUUUGACAAAACAGGUUAUAAAUCCUCAGAUAAGUUAUUGAUUGCAUACAAACCUCGGAAAGGAAAAUUCACUGUAUUUACGGGUGAAAUGACAACAGAGGAAGUAGAGAAUUUUAUCAGCUCUAUUCUAAGUGGAGAUAUACCUUUUAGGGAAACACAUAAGAAGCCUGUACUGAAAUAG